This is a messenger RNA of Manacus vitellinus (golden-collared manakin), 1539 nucleotides long. RefSeq names its product tetratricopeptide repeat domain 24 (gene TTC24). The record is from RefSeq and is a predicted model, not a curated record. NCBI's taxonomy places the organism in Eukaryota, Metazoa, Chordata, Aves, Passeriformes, Pipridae. The annotation marks the transcript as partial. Gene Ontology annotation, molecular function: protein binding. The transcript has 8 exons.
GGUGAUGAGGUGGUGGGGAGGGUGGCUGCGAUUGAGGGGCUCACACAAGCCGGGCACCAGGCACUGGCACUGGGUGCCGGGCAGGAGGCAGUGGGGUGCUUCAGGAAGGCCCUGCUCCUCUCCAGGGACAUGGUGAGCACUCAGCUCCACAAGGCUUGUGCCUUCAACCUGGGGGCUGCCUACGUGGAGACCGGGAAGCCCAGAAAGGCCCUUAAGUUCCUCCUCCAGUCCCAGCCCUUGGAGAGGGAGAAUGGGGAGCACUCGGGGGACCUUUAUUUCAACGUUGGGGCAGCUCAGGAAGGGCUUCAGGACUUUCCUAAGGCUUGUUUUGGCAAAGCCACCGGCCACAAUGACGUGUCACAGGCUGGUGGUCGAGCAGGGACCCACAUGCAGAUGGGCUGCUGCUACCUGGGGAUGCGGGAGCCAGCACGAGCCGCGCGGUGCUUCCUGGACGCGGCACAGACCUACACGGCAGCGGAGAGCCCUGAGGCCGCGGCGGUGGCUCUGAGCAGGGCGAGUGGCUCCAUGCUGCAGAGCCGGCGGUUCCGAGCGGCAGAGAUCGCAGGGGUCCUCGCCCAGUGCCACUCGCUCUGUGAGACCAUCCCCGACCCGGCCCUGCGAGGGAAACUCUAUAACGACAUCGGCCUGGGUUACUCCCAGCUCCACAUCUUCUCCCUGGCUGUUGAGAGCUUCGAGCGGGCCCUCGGGCUCUGCGGAGGGGAGCUGGAGCGGGACCGGCACCGGGAGGCUGCACUGCUGCAGAACCUGGGUGCUGCCCACAAUGCCCUGUGCAGUUUUGGCACAGCGCUGGGCUGGCACCAGCGCGCGGCCGCGCUGCACGGCACUCUGGGGAAACGGAGGGCGCAGGGGCAGUGCCUCGGGAAUCUGGCGUACGCCUGGAGCCGGCUCGGGAACCAUGAGGCUGCCGCGGAGAACUACCUGCACGCCCUGCAAGCCUUCCGGGACUCAGGGGACGUGCAGGGGCAGUGGCAAGCAUGUGAGGGGCUGGGCACAGCCUGCUUCCACCUGGGAGACCCCCAGAAAGCCAUCGGGCACUACCAGGAGGCCCUGACUUUGCUUUCCCACUGCCAGGACACCCCCAGAGCUGCCCGAGAGCGGGUUGUGCACAAGCUCACGGAUGCCAUCCAGCACCGGCUCUGCCUCGGUGGCCGCCUCUCCCAGCGUGGGGGCCGAGUGCCCACCCCAGCUCUGGUGAGCAUCACCCUGGGUGUGGGACACACAGGCGGGCUGGGGGCUGGGACCCCACAGGAGCUCAGCCAGCUGCGGUUUUGCUCCAUGCUGCCCCAAGCCAGUGGGACACGGGUCCAGAGGAGUGAGGUCCUUUGGAGGGAAAGCGCAGGACCAGCUCUACAUAUAUGUGCCAGGAGCACAUCCCAAGCAUUCAGAGGAGUGGCCCUGACUGAUGGCCUCGCGCUGGAGCCCUGCAACCCACACAGCAUCCUGAGCACCUCUGGGGAGGAUGAGGGUGGUCCCGAUGUGGCUCCAGGGUGUCUGAGUCAGCCCCAGGCUAACAGGUAG